GAGCGGGGCAGCCAGAGCCUGCACUGACGUGCCGUCUGCUGCGUGCCUGCCCGAGGGAACAGCGGGCUGUCCAUGGGAAGGUGGUGGGCGCAGGCUGAGAGCCGUGCUGCUGCCAACACCGUGCUCCUUGCCCCGGGAUCGCCGAUGCCACGGGAGGCCUCUGAUGGAAGAGGCUUGGAUCAAUCGCUACCAGAAGCAGCUGGUGAGGUCCAUCUCACCACAGUUCCUGGAGGAGAUCAUCUGCCACCUGCGGAGGCUGGACCUCCUCACGGCGGAGGAGGCCGGCCGGGCGCAGGAGGCGAGCUCCCUGCCCGAGCAGGUGAGGGCCGUGGUGGAUGUCCUGGCUGGCAAGGGCAGCUAUGCCUCCCAGUGCCUGCAGACCUUCAUCGAGACCACCAACUCCCAGCUCUACCUCCACAUCACUGUUUACGAGCCGAUGGUGCAGAAACACCUGGAGAGCCUCCAAAGCUACUAUGGCAAUGGCCUGGAGACGGGUCCUCUCCAGCGCCUCACGAACCUGCUGCUGGUGGAAGGCUUGACCGACAUCCAGCAGAAGGAGCACGACAUCCUGCAGAUGGAAACCACCAAAGGCCUACGAAACGUAUCCAAGAGCAUCCCUUUAGAGAAGCUCUUCCUGCCCCUGUCCAAGGUCAGCAUCCCCCCACGGAUCUCCGUGACCGUAGGGGUGGCUGGGAUCGGCAAAAGCACGCUGGUGAAGCUGUUUGUCUACAGCUGGGCAAAGGGGGAGAUCAACAGGGACAUCAUGUUGGUGCUGCCCCUCACCUUCCGGGACCUCAACACCUACGAGAAGCUCUCUGCCGAGCGGCUCAUCCGCCUGGCCUUCCCUCACAUCACCGAGCCCAGCUGCAUCUCCGCGGGAGCCACCAGGACGCUGCUCAUCCUCGACGGCUUGGACGAGUUCAAGACUCCUUUGGAUUUUUCCAACACGGUUGUGUGCACCGAUCCCAAGAAGGAGAUUCAGGUGGACAACUUGAUCACUAACAUCAUACGUGGCAACCUGUUACAGGAGGCUUCUGUCUGGGUCACCUCACGGCCAACAGCAGCCAGCCAGAUCCCCGGUGGCCUGGUUGACCGGAUGACAGAAAUACGAGGUUUCGCAGCCGCAGAGAUGAAAGAAUUUUUGGACCAGAUGUUCCUCGACAACAGAGACUUGGCCAGCCAAGUUCUGCAUCAUAUCAAGGCGAACAGAUCUUUACACAUCAUGUGCACAGUUCCUGGCUUUUGCUGGAUUUCUGGCUCUUCAAUUGGUUAUUACCUAAAAAACAUCACCGAUCAAUCCCAAGAAAUGACAGUUGUUCCUAGGACCUUAUCAGAAAUCUAUUCCUAUUAUUUUAAAAUGGCUUUGAGCAGCGACUGGCCAGAAAAACAGAGAGAAACACUCAGGAUUGAGCAAGCUGUGAACAGCAGCAAGAAAAUAAUGGGCAGCCUGGGCAGGCUGGCCUUCUACGGCCUGCUCAAAAGGAAGUACGUGUUUUACGAGCAGGACAUGAAGACGUACGGCAUAGACCUUUCCUUGCUGCAGAGCAGCUUGUGCAGCAGACUCUUACUCAAAGAGGAGAUGCAGUCCUCCACAGCCUAUUAUUUUUCCCACUUAACCAUACAGGAGUUUUUAGCAGCUAUUUAUUAUUACACCGCUGCGAAGCGGGCUAUAUUCGACCUCUUCACGGAGAACGGGAUGUCCUGGCCCAAGCUGGGUUUCCUCAACCACUUCAAGAGCGCCGUUCAGAGGUCUCUGCAGGCCGAGGAUGGGCAGCUCGAUAUCUUCGUGCGUUUCCUCUCGGGGCUCCUCUCCCCCCAGGUGAACAAGCUGCUCUCCGGGUGGCUCCUGGCAAAGGAUGAGCACAACAGCUUCAGGAGCCAAGCGAUCAGCUUCCUCCAGGGCUGCCUGAACACGGACUACGUUAUCUCCUCGCGGACAGUGAACACCGUGCACUGCCUCUAUGAGAUCCAGCACAUGGAGAUUGCCAAGUCUGUGGAGGAAGCGAUGAAGAACGAGAGCUUGGCCGGGAUGCUCACGCCAGUGAACUGCUCCGUCCUGGCGUAUCUCCUGCAGGUCUCCGACGUGUGCAUGGAGGAGACCAACCUCUCCAACUGCCUCACUUACAACGUCUGUAAGAGCCUGCUCCCCCAGCUCCUCUUCUGCCACAACCUCAGGCUGGACAAUAACCAGUUUAAGGACAACGUGAUGGAGCUGCUGGGCAGCGUGCUGAGCGUGAAGGACUGUCAGAUCCAGAAGCUCAGCUUGGCAGAAAAUCAGAUCAGCAACAAGGGUGCCAAAGCGCUGGCCAGGUCGCUGAUGGUGAACAGGAGCCUGAUGGUGCUGGACCUGCGGAGCAACUCCAUCGGCCCCUCAGGAGCGAAAGCGCUGGCUGAUGCGCUGAAGAAAAACCAAGUCCUGCUCUCCCUGAACCUGCAGCACAACGUGAUCAAGGAGGACGGUGCCAUGUUCCUGGCCGAGGCCCUGCUCACCAACCACAAGCUGACGACCCUGCACCUGCAGAAAAACUCCAUCGGAGCCCAGGGCGCGAGGAAAAUAGCAGAAGCACUGAAGCGGAACUGCAGCCUCAAGGAACUGAUGCUCUCCAGCAACUCCGUUGGAGACAACGGCUCGGUCGCCUUGGCUGAAGCUCUGAAGGUCAAUCACAGCCUGCAAAGCCUCGAUCUCCAGAGCAAUUCCAUCAGCAGCGCCGGGGUCGCCGCUCUGACAGCAGCUCUCUGCUCCAACAAGGGACUCAUCAACCUCAACCUACGGGAGAACUCCAUCAGCAAGGAGGGGGGCCCCGCCAUCGCCCGCGCCCUGCGGACCAACAGCACCCUCAGGAGGCUGGACUUAGCAGCCAACCUGCUGUACGACGAAGGCGGCAAGGCCAUCGCUCUGGCGAUGAAGGAGAACAGGGCGCUCACGUCCCUCCACUUGCAGUGGAACUUCAUUCAGGCAAACGCUGCCACGGCGCUGGCACAAGCACUCAAGUCCAACAGCAGCCUGGCCAGCCUCGACUUGCAGGAGAAUGCCAUCGGAGACGAGGGAAUGGCCGCCCUGUCCGCUGCACUGAAGGUCAACACGACCCUGGCAGAUCUCCACCUUCAGGUGGCUUCAGUUGGCGCGGCCGGGGCCCAAGCCCUAGCAGAGGCCUUGAUGGUCAACAAGAGUCUGCAGAUCCUGGACUUGAGAGGAAACUUCAUCGGCGUGGCAGGGGCCAAAGCGAUGGCCAACGCGCUGAAGGUGAACCGGAGCCUCCGCAGGCUCAACCUGCAGGAGAACUCCCUGGGCAUGGACGGAGCCAUCUGCAUCGCCACCGCUCUGAAGGGGAACCACGGCCUCACAUAUGUCAACCUGCAAGGGAACCGCAUCGGCCAGUCGGGAGCCAAGAUGAUCUCCGACGCCAUCCGGACAAACUCACCCGACUGCGUCGUGGAGGUGUGAGGGCCCCUGGCUGCCACGAGGAGGUGGCCUGGUGGGGCAGAGAGCGUCCCUUCGGCCGCUGUGCGUGUGCAGGGGGACGCUGGGCCCGCUGCCCGUGGGGAAAGCAGGGGCAAGGAGAGCCCCACAGCUCUCGGCAUGGCCCCGAGGGGCUCGCGGCUGCUGGGACCUGGGGCUCCAGAUCAGCAGUGCACGAGGGUCAAUGCUCACCUGCGUUAGAAAGCUGGGAACGCAUGGCUGGGUGCCCCUUCAGCGGAGCCCCGGGGGAGCUCUGAGGCUAUGUGAAAGGGUGAAAUGGAAACAGGAGGGAGGGGGGGACACCCCACACGCCAGGCCCUUUUCCCAUGCAGAGGGGUGACUUACCUCCCACUGCCGGGGCAGCACACCCCUCCUGUGAUCUCCGUGAUGCUGGGGCCGCGGUGCUGUGCCCAGAGCCUGUCCUAGACCAGGCACAUCCUGACCACCCAGGAGCUCGGCUCUCUCCUCACCCUGGGCUGCUGUAGGCAAACGUCGUGGCACCCCAGCCUGGCCCCAGGACAUUGCUCCCAGUGCCAGCUCUUCUCCAUCGAGGUCUGCUAGGGAGAGGCUGGGAGAACCGGGUGAAACAGCUGCCCCUUCUCACCAGACCAAACACAGCCCCGUCCUGCAGCUCCCGCUGAAGUCCCGGAGAGAUGAGAGCUUUGCUGUUCCCUUGCUCAGAUCAGUCGGUGGUGCUUUGGACCAGGGUGCUUCAGAGCAGGGGCUGCUCCUUGUGCAGCGGGGUGCCUUGCCGUGCCCUCAGCAAACACGAUGCUUUUGGCUGGGCGUGCCCAAAGCGUUUGGCAGUGCUGUCCUGCAUCAAAGCCUCUUGGAAGAGACGGAAAUCCCAAGGUGUAGGAGUAGAACCAGCUAGAAAGGCCUUGGGAAAUAAAGAGCCCUUUGGAGAAAGGAAGGAGCGGGAGGACGUUUGGAAGAGGAACAGCGCUGCACGAGGAUGGGCCAUCUCCAGCACGUGCAUCCAGGUGCUGCUGGGAAGCCUCCUGACAACAUUCUGCCUCUCACAAGCUUAGGCUGGGCUUCUUGGGUUUCCUGUUCUUGCCAUCGGUGACAAGCUGGGUGACCUUGGGAUGUGUCUUCCCACUGUCCCAGCUCCAGAGAGGGUCGUCCCCUAGCAGGUCACCUUCUGGACAGGCAGCUGCUGAGAGCAGAGGUGCCCAGCGAUGCCUCUGGGUGUGCAGCAGACACGGUGAUUCUCCAGAAGGUGACCAGAAGGCAGUCUGUGCAGCCCCCAGAGCCCCCGCCAGCCGCUGCCCCUCUCCCUGAUCCACCCCAGCCGGAGUCCACACUUGGACAUGCUGCUGCUGUAGUCCUGCUCCAAACACCUCUGGGGGCUGAUCCUGGAGGAGUGCUGGGGUGAGCUGUGCGAUAUAUACAUACUUGGAAAUAAAUUGGUUCCUAGCUGGAGAAAUGCCUUUGCACUGCCUUCCUCGAUCAGCUGUGGAUCAUUACAUAGGACAGUCAGGGUGCACCACUAGGGCUACGUUCCCCUGCCCAGGCUGGAGACCCCACGCCCUGUUCUAGCACAUCAGGAGGGCUCAUGGCUUUUCCAUGAGGCAUUAGAGGCUGGCUCGUGAUCUCCAAUCACUCAGCAUCACUAUAUCCUGUUGAAGUCCUACCUGUCAUCAUUAUUUCAGGGCAGACAGGGCCUUGAGACCAGCUCUGCCCCAAGUCUGUGUUUAAGCCCAAGCUGAAACGUUACCUGAAGUACCAAAGGGAGACAGCAAUCAACAAUCCCAAGCAGGCUCGCAAACCCUGGGGCUCCAGGAAAUAUGGGGUUAACAACAAUCUGAAAGACAUUUAUAGAUCUGUUUGCAUGUACACAUACCUAGCUAUAGAUAAACACUUCCGUGCUGAAAGCGUCAAAUACUCAGAGGGUGCAUUUCCCCUGGCACCGGGGGGUGGCUGCUAAAAGCACUUCUGUUCGUGCCUGCUACAAGAAGCUGCAACGCAAACCACAGCUCCCCUAAAAAGGAGCCCCGGCAGGCUGUGUUGAAAGGCUAGGUGGCAGUGCUGCCUGAAGAGGCUCUGGCUCAGGAUUUAAUACAUCAGCUUUCCAUUUCAGCCUACGGUAUAGGAAAUAACAGAAAACCGGUCCAAACUCAGAGACUGUGCCCUGUCACACGGGAAAUCUCCCUCACAGGUGAAAUGUGUCUCUUUCAGCACGCAGGGAGGACCAGAACAGAUUCCCUGAAUACCACAAAAGAAUGUUUUCAGAUCAGGUCCUAAAAUCAGGACAUUUCAGCCCCUUGGAAAAGGGAUGGGGCAAGCACGUACACUUUUUCCCUGGCUGUCACAGGACCCCCCUAAUGGAUUUGCAGUAGGUAUCCAGCACUAAGAACGCCAUCUUCUAUGUCUGCUUUCUUUGAAGCGAGGUGCAAAAUGCUGAUUAACUUUAUAAUUAAGGGUGCAAAGGAAGGUCCUAACUGUCAGCCAGUUCAGCUCAAGCCUAUGUAAUUCUGUGCACUUCAGCACAUCACAGCACCCACAUGUCCUGUUAACGACACAAAAAUUGUGGAGUGUUUACCUGGGAAGUUUUGGCUCAUUCCAACAGGACACUUUAAAUUCUAAGCUCUGCUGACAGGUGUCAG
Messenger RNA from Oxyura jamaicensis (ruddy duck), 6069 nucleotides. RefSeq names its product NLR family CARD domain containing 3 (gene NLRC3). Bases 164 to 3445 code for a protein of 1093 amino acids. Gene Ontology annotation, cellular component: cytosol. The transcript is spliced from 18 exons. Gene Ontology annotation, molecular function: protein binding. The record is from RefSeq and is a predicted model, not a curated record. Lineage: Eukaryota; Metazoa; Chordata; Aves; Anseriformes; Anatidae. Gene Ontology annotation, biological process: negative regulation of canonical NF-kappaB signal transduction; regulation of apoptotic process.